CAACCAACUCUCCUCUCCUCUCACUACAACACACACAUAUCCAUUCUUGUUCCGAUGGCGGGUCGCGAUACCAUGCCGACAACCACCAAGAACCCCCUAUUGGCGGGUGAGAAGCUGCCACAGGGAGCCAAGACCCCGACCCUGAGUGGAGGAGCAUCCACUCAGAACCCUCUCGAUCACAGGAUGCAUAACCCUGUGAUCGAUCACAGGGUCCACACUCCCAUGGCGGAUCACAGUGUGAGGCCUAGCCACGAACUUGAUCACGUCUCCACGAAGCCCCUCUCCCUGAGAUCGGGCAUGACUGCUCGUGGCCACCCGAUGUCCGGGGAGCGUGGCUUCUUCUCGUCCGACGAGAGCGCCCUCAACAAGCAGAUCCAGGCGACUCAUGCACCCGACAUGGAGGAUAUGAACGUGAGGCCGAUCCUCAUCAUCAUCGAGGACAUCCUGCGCCUCGCCCAGCCUUCAGGCGACGCUCACACUACUACUACUCCUACUACUGCUACUACUCAUGCUUAUCCUCUUCUGGACAAGCCGGCCGAUAAGGUUUCUCACGGUGGUGCAUACCACGACGAGAAGUCUUACCAGGCGAAUUAUCGCGAUGAGAAGCCCUACCAUCAGCCUUCUUAUCGCGACGAGAAGGCCUACCACAACAACAUCUCGUAUCUCGACACAGAGAUAGUCAAAGUGCUAGCCUAUCCCAUCAACAGGGUCUCAUGUGAGAUCGUCUGCAAAUCUGCCGGUGGGGGAGAAUCACACCAAGUGACAAUGGACCUCCUCAAAUCCCUAACAAGCUACACCUGGGACGCCAAGAUCGUGAUCGCCUUCGCGGCCUUCGCCAUCAACUACGGCGAGUUCUGGCUGGUGGAGCACCUCCACACCAAGAACCCCCUAGCCAAGAACAUCGCCACCCUCAAGGACCUGCCGGACACCCUAGCCGUGGCCGGCGGGGGCGAGCUGAGGAAGCAGUUCGAUGCCGUGAUCGACCUGCUCACCGAGAUACUCAAGGUCACUCACUGCAUCAUCGAGUUCAAGGAGCUCCCCCCUCUCUACAUCAGCACUCAGUCGCCCGAGAUCACCGCUGCCACCGCCCACAUCCCCUCCGCCGUCUACUGGAGCAUCCGGGGCCUCCUCGUCUGCGCCGCCACGCUCCUCAACCUCAUCGGCGGCGGCCAUGAGUACAUCACCUCCACCUCUGCCUCGUGGGAGAUACUGAAUCUGGCCCACAAGCUCAAAGUCAUACUCGACCACUUACAGAAUCAAAUGAAGAUUUGCAAGGAAAUCAUUGAGAGGAAAAAGUUUGAAGAUGCCUACAUCAAGUUCAAGAGGCUUCUAGAAACAGCUCACAUCGACAACAUGCGAGUUCUUACCGAACUCUUCCGAUUCAAAGAAGAUCAAAGGCCGCUCUACGACGGCUCAAGAAGGACUAAUGAGCAAUUGACGGUACUGAAGAUGAAGUACGUCCUGCUCCUGAUCUCGGAUCUGGAGCUCCCCCCGGAGGAGCUCCACGUGCUCCACAUCAUCCACAAUGAGCGGUCGGUGAGGCACGACUACGAUGUCCUGUGGCUCCCGAUCAUGGCCCCGGGGAACGUCAUGACGGCCUUCGAGGAGAAGAAGUUCUACGACCUCCGGAACAGCAUGCCCUGGUACUCCGCGGACCACCCGUCCCUUGUCAACCCGGUCGCCAUCAGGUAUGCCCGCGAGGAGCUUAAGUUCACCCAUAGGCCGAUGCUCGUGGUCCUCGACCCGCACGGGAAGCUCUCUAACCACGACGCCCUCCCAAUGAUGUGGAUCUGGGGCGCCAAGGCCUUCCCCUUCACCAAGGAUUGGGAGAGGAAGCUCUGGGAGGAGAGCGAUUGGAACAUCGAGCUCCUCGCAGAUCACAUCGAUCCCCGCAUCCAGGAAUGGAUCAAUGGGAACAAGGUGAUCUGCCUGUACGGUGGGGACGACAUAGUCUGGAUCCGGAGCUUCACUACGGCGGCUCGGGCCGCGGCCCGGACCGUCGGGGUGACUCUGGAGAUGCUCUACGUGGGCAAACGGAACCCGAGAGAGAAGGUCCGGCAGUGCCACGAGGCGAUCACGCGGGAUAAUCUGAGCCACAUCUUCGCGCCGGAGUACUACGACUACGUGUGGUACUUCUGGGAGCGGCUGGCGAGCAUGUGGAACUCGAAGAAGCAGAUCGGGCGGACCGUGGACGACGACGUGAUCAUGAAGGGAAUCCUGGACCUGCUGACCUACGACAGCAGCGAGAAGGGGUGGGCGGUGUUCAGCCGGGGGAACGUCGAGAUCACGAUGGGGAUGGGGGAGAAGGUGCUGCCGGUGGUGGAGAGGUACGCGGACUGGGCGUACGAGGUGGACCACCCGGACAAGUUCGUGCCCGUGCUGGACAAGCACUUGUCCGGGUUCCACCCCGAGCACCACUGCCACCGCCUCAUCCUACCGGGGCAGGCAGGGUACAUACCCGAGACGGUGACGUGCACCGAAUGCGGGAAGACUAUGGACAAAUAUGUUAUGUACCGCUGCUGCACCGACUGAGGAUGAGGACGAGGACGAGGACGAGGACGAGGACGAGGACAGGGAGCGCCUCGCGAGGCCAGUGGAGAUAUAUAGAUGAAAUAAAAAUUUGAAGGUGUUUUUUUUAUUUAUUAUUAUUGUUGUUGUUAUUGCUGCGCUUUUGUUCAAGAGUGUUGCUGUUGGUGGCUGCUGAGUGAUUUGUAUUACUACUAUUUUUAUAUCCAUCAAUAAGAUCUGCAUUGUUUGUUUUUUGUUUA
Salvia miltiorrhiza (redroot sage) is the source of this 2768-nucleotide messenger RNA. Its product is annotated as protein SIEVE ELEMENT OCCLUSION B-like. Lineage: Eukaryota; Viridiplantae; Streptophyta; Magnoliopsida; Lamiales; Lamiaceae. The record is from RefSeq and is a predicted model, not a curated record. The coding region runs from base 55 to 2532 and encodes 825 amino acids. Gene Ontology annotation, biological process: phloem development. The transcript is spliced from 7 exons.